AUGUUCUCUGGUGUGGACCUCCCCGAUGAAUCCUCACCCUUCCCCUUCGGUGAUCUUGUUGGUGUUGUGGACGAUGCAGACUUUAAUUUGGAUCUUGGCCCACAGGAUAUGUUUCAAGACCCGAACGUUGAUUUCUGCCUAUUUGGCAUGCCCGAUGCGGUUCUACCCGAACCUACUGUCGAUACUUCUGAUAGCGACAGUGGUAUUAGCAACCAUGGUGACAAGCUCCAGUCGCUCCUUUGCGACAUCAAGCAAGGUAGUUUUGACCUUCCCGACUUGGGUGCUUCGACUAGCGUACAACUCCCUCCAGUAACGGAGGUUGCUAGUAUUACCGGCGCCGAAGCCACGGUCUGUAAGACCCUCUCCUCACAGCUGAAACGUCCAAGACCAUUUGAACCACUUAUCAUUGGGUCUCGCGACCCCACCGCGCCAUCCACCCCCGCCUCGCUCACUCGUACCUUCCCCCAUGGCACUGCUCUUGUCAAACCUGAACUCUCUGGGUGCACUUCUACCUUUCGCCAAAUUCCAGCCUCGAACCACGUCUCGCCCAAAAUCCCUCGUAUACUUUCACGUGGGCAAAAUGGCACUGGCAGAACCACGGCACCUUCGACGCGAGCAGCCUGUGGUCUCCAGCCUGGCGGCUACAACACUACUUCUUCCCGUGAACAGGAACACCACACUGCCCUGGUUCCCGCUGUGGUCAGCCUUCCAGUGAUCGACGAGUUCACUUUCUCCAAUUCCUUCCAGGUCAUCUCACCCCCAACGGAGUCAGAGAGUUUUGAGAAGUUGGUCAAAAAGCAGGAGCGAAUGAUCAAAAAUCGCCAGGCUGCUUGCCUUAGCCGGUUAAGGAAGAAGGAGUAUUUAGAACGUUUGGAGCAUAGACUUGACCAACUACGACAGGAGAAUGCUCAUCUACGACAGGAGAAUAAUGAGUGGCGACAUCGUUAUGAUCACCUUGAAAGGUGCCUUGGUGACUUGCAAGCGGAGUUCGCCAGCCUGCGUCGUUCAUCUGACACAAGCGUAGGAGGAGUAGGGCUGUCACCGAUUGCUUCUCCCUCCCCUCCACCCCCCGCCUGCUCCUCCUCCUCACCUUCACUCCCUCAGCAUCACUCUCCGCCACUACUUCAACGACCCCUUUUGGCCUCCACCACGGCUUCUCAACUCGGCGUCGUUAGCAAAGUGCCGCUUCUACGAAAGCAGGACGCUGAGCGAACAGUACUACAGAAGUCUGGUCAUGGUGGUGAUAUUCUAGGCAGCAAUCGCGUGAUCGGUGGAGUGGGUUUGCCCCGCGGUGUGCGCAAAAAGGUCACCACCAGCCUCUUCGCAGUGGUCUGUCUCUUUCUCAUGAACUUCUGCCUCACACCUCUCGGUCAACUGGGUGGCACUCUGACGACAACCUUCAGUGGAUCCAAAAACUUGGGCGUCGUAUCCUCCAAUGACUACGAUGGCAUUUUCCCGAAGGUCCCACUUGGUGGAAGGAUCCUUCUGUCCACCUCCUCGGUGCAAGACGUUGUGGGAGCUGUUCAGUCGUCGAAAAACCGAACGAGUGCUCCUCGUCUCGUUGGCAGUAGUGUCCGUUCGACGGUCAAUACGGCAUCCAACGAGGAAGGGGAGGUGGUGUGGAUAGUGUUUGAUGAGAUCGACAAGAGCAUUGAUUGGCCGGUCUUCGAGCGUCGAAAACGAUUGGCGCACUAUCGCCACGGUCAGGCCGAAGCCGAACCACCCCUCAAGUGGCACGUGACCAGGACCAAUCGAUUCGGUCGUGCCCAACGUCGACGACUGCAUAAAGCCUAUUUGGUCCGACCCUUGCAGGGCGAGAGUAUGGCUGGUUGGAGUGAAGAUAACCUUCCCGACUCGCUCUACCUGUUUGGUCGAUCGACAUCCUCCAAUUUGACCAUUUUUUUGCGCAAUGAAGCGUUGGCACCUCAUCUGUCAUCAGAGGAGGCGAAUGCUACUGACAAAAACCUCCGCCUCUGCAAGUUACAAGUCCAAAUAUCCAGUUUGAAGGAUCUACGACGUCGACGGAAGGUGUGA
Messenger RNA from Echinococcus granulosus, 2034 nucleotides. Its product is annotated as putative basic-leucine zipper transcription factor D. Gene Ontology annotation, cellular component: nucleus. The transcript is spliced from 12 exons. NCBI's taxonomy places the organism in Eukaryota, Metazoa, Platyhelminthes, Cestoda, Cyclophyllidea, Taeniidae. Gene Ontology annotation, molecular function: DNA-binding transcription factor activity, RNA polymerase II-specific; RNA polymerase II cis-regulatory region sequence-specific DNA binding. The record is from RefSeq and is a predicted model, not a curated record. Bases 1 to 2034 code for a protein of 677 amino acids. Gene Ontology annotation, biological process: endoplasmic reticulum unfolded protein response; regulation of transcription by RNA polymerase II.